This is a messenger RNA of Corylus avellana, 3009 nucleotides long. RefSeq names its product Zn-dependent exopeptidases superfamily protein. Gene Ontology annotation, molecular function: metalloexopeptidase activity. The record is from RefSeq and is a predicted model, not a curated record. Gene Ontology annotation, biological process: proteolysis. NCBI's taxonomy places the organism in Eukaryota, Viridiplantae, Streptophyta, Magnoliopsida, Fagales, Betulaceae.
AUCCUAAAAGCUGACAUUCGGUAAUUGCACAGUACAAAGAUGGACUCGAGGCCUGAAAGCUCUUCAGCGAAAUCAGAGCCGGCCGCAGUUGACGAUGAAGAGGUUCGAGACAAUAUUGUUCGUGGACAGAGCCAGAGCCGGCCUCGGAGGUCACCGCUUGUGUGGUUGACCUUGUUCGCGCUGAUCACGUACAGUUCCUGGGCGGUUUAUCAGUACCAGUAUGAGAACUUGCCUCCGCCUCUCACCGCCGAGCAGGCCGGCAAGCGAGGCUUCUCUGAAGUCGAAGCCAUGAAGCACGUCAAGGCCUUGACUCAACUAGGCCCUCAUCCCGUCGGUUCUGACGCUCUCGACCUCGCCUUGCAGUAUGUUUUGGCAGCGGCGGAGAAGAUCAAGGAUACGGCUCAUUGGGAGGCGGAUGUUCAAGUGGACUUUUUUCGUUCGAAAGCCGGUGCGAAUCGUCUGGUCAGUGGCCUGUUUAUGGGGAGAACGCUUGUUUAUUCGAAUCUAAAUCACGUAGUUUUGAGAAUCUUGCCAAAAUAUGUAUCUGAAGCAGGGGAAAAUGCCAUUCUGGUCUCUUCUCACAUUGAUACCGUAUUCUCAACGGAAGGAGCCGGAGAUUGCAGUUCAUGUAUAGCUGUUAUGUUGGAACUUGCUCGAGGGAUUUCUCAGUGGGCUGGAUUUAAGCAUGCUGUUAUAUUUUUAUUUAAUACCGGGGAGGAGGAAGGUCUAAAUGGUGCUCAUAGCUUUAUAACUCAGCACCCCUGGAAUGACACUGUUCGUGUGGCUAUUGAUUUGGAGGCCAUGGGUAUUGGAGGGAAAUCUGGCAUAUUUCAGGCUGGUCCGCAUCCAUGGGCUAUUGAAAACUUUGCCUUGGUAGCAAAAUACCCAUCUGGCCAAAUCGUAGCACAGGAUCUGUUUUCUUCUGGAGCCAUAAAAUCUGCAACAGAUUUCCAAGUAUACCAAGAGGUUGCUGGCCUUUCAGGGCUUGACUUUGCAUACUCGGAAAACAGUGCAGUAUACCACACUAAGAAUGACAAGUUAGAGCUGCUUAAACCAGGGUCUCUUCAACAUCUUGGAGAAAAUAUGCUUUCUUUUCUGAUUCACGUUGCUGCAUCCUCUCAUCUUCCCAAAAGCAAUACAAUCGAAGAAGAGGAAAAUACAGGCUUGAAUGCUGCCACAUUUUUUGACAUCUUGGGAACAUAUAUGAUUGUAUACCGCCAACGUUUUGCAAAUAUACUUCAUAAUUCAGUGAUAAUGCAAUCACUUCUCAUUUGGGCUACAUCAUUGCUUAUGGGUGGUUAUCCUGCCACAGUUUCACUGGCCUUGUCAUUUUUGAGUGUUAUCCUUAUGUGGAUAUUCGCAUUAGGUUUCUCUGUUCUCAUUGCUUUUAUUCUACCCCUAGUAUCGUCAUCACCAGUGCCCUAUAUUGCAAGCCCAUGGUUGGUGGUUGGAUUAUUUGCUGCACCUGCUCUUCUUGGGGCAUUGACUGGUCAACACUUGGGUUACCUUUUUCUUCAAACAUAUUUGUCCAACGUGUAUUCCAAGAGAAAGCCAUUGCCACCUGCUAUUCAAGCUGAUUUAAUCAAAUUAGAGGCUGAAAGAUGGCUCUAUAAAGCUGGAUCUCUUCAGUGGCUCAUUCUUCUCAUAAUGGGAAACUAUUAUAAAAUUGGGUCCUCUUAUUUGGCUCUAGUUUGGCUGGUUCCACCAGCGUUUGCAUAUGGCUUGCUUGAAGCGACUCUAAGCCCAGUCCGUUUACCAAAGCCACUCAAACUUGCAACACUGAUUAUGGGCUUAGCUGUACCAAUUUUAAUUUCUGCUGGCAUUUUUAUCCGGUUAGCGAGCACAAUAAUUGGGACUUUGGUUCGAUUUGAUAGGAAUCCUGGUAGCACUCCUGAGUGGCUGGGGAAUGUGAUAAUUGCUGCUUUUAUUGCUGUUGUCAUGUGCCUGACUUUGGUGUAUCUCCUUUCAUAUGUUCAUCUUUCAGGUGCAAAAAGAUCAAUUGUCCUUGCUACUUGCCUACUGUUUGGCCUCUCAGUCACUGUCAUAUUAUCGGGUAUUGUUCCGCCAUUUACUGAAGACACUGCCAGAGCUGUAAAUGUUGUGCAUGUUGUGGAUACAACAGGAAGAUUUGAGGGAAAGCAAGAUACUAGCUCAUAUGUAUCUCUAUUUUCUGUAACUCCUGGAAAGUUGAACAAGGAGGUGGAACAAAUUAAAGAAGGUUUCAUAUGUGGUAGAGAGAAAGUUGUUGAUUUUGUUACUUUUUCAGUCAAAUAUGGUUGUUGGACCUAUGAUGACACUGAAGGCGGGUGGAGCAAAUCAGAUAUUCCCACAUUUCACGUCGAUAGUGAUACUAAGAGUAGUGAAAGAAUCACACAAGUUUCACUUGAUACAAAAGGUUCAAUACGGUGGGUUCUUGCGAUCAAUACCGAGGAAAUAGAAGAUUUCAAGUUCAAAGUAAAUUCAGAGGAGCUAGUUCCACUUGGUGACAAGAGCAGUGGAGAUGGAUGGCACAUUAUUCAAUUUUCUGGAGGGAAGAAUGCACCUACGAUAUUUGAUCUAACUCUUUUCUGGAAGAAAAAUUCUACACGAUCGUCUCACAAGGGGGAUGGGUGGCCCCUUUUGAAGUUGAGAACCGAUGUGGACAGAAUAACGCCAAAAACUGAGCAAGUUCUUUUGAAGCUUCCUCCUUGGUGUUCCCUGUUUGGAAAGUCCACUUCUCCCCAUACACUAGCUUUUCUAACUAGUCUUCCUGUUAAUUUAUAGGGACCCCAAUCUCAUAUUCAGGGUUGCACAAUGUAUUUUUCAGUUUAACUGAAACUGAAAUUGUAACAUUAAUAUUUUCAUAGGGUAGAAGAAAAAAGAAAGUCAAAUCUUUCCGCUUGUCAGAUAAACAGCUAAUGUAUGAGUAGAUAGAAGAGGCACAGGUGAGAUUUUUUUUUAUUAUUUAUUUUUCCCUUAAUUGUUGAACUUUCUGUUGGCCGUCUGAUCGCUUUUAUACUUGCAUUGCUC